Messenger RNA from Salvelinus fontinalis (brook trout), 7834 nucleotides. RefSeq names its product sodium- and chloride-dependent taurine transporter-like. NCBI's taxonomy places the organism in Eukaryota, Metazoa, Chordata, Actinopteri, Salmoniformes, Salmonidae. Gene Ontology annotation, molecular function: taurine:sodium symporter activity. Gene Ontology annotation, cellular component: plasma membrane. Bases 230 to 2110 code for a protein of 626 amino acids. The transcript is spliced from 14 exons. The record is from RefSeq and is a predicted model, not a curated record. Gene Ontology annotation, biological process: neurotransmitter transport; taurine transmembrane transport; sodium ion transmembrane transport.
AUUCGAAGGGAACCUGCCUCUUUAAGAAGACGCUCUCCUGUUGCAUAGGGAGGCUGGCCCGGUGUUUUUCCACUAAUGCUCACCCAUUUUAAGAGACAAAGGUCAGAAAGAAAACCUUAUAAAUAAAAUUUACCGCCGUAAUUCUCACUAUUCAACACCCGUCCGCCGUACUACACUGAGAAAACAGAUACAAUUUAAAGGAAAUAAAAGGAAUUCAAGUCAAUACAGCAUGGCACAGAAAGAGAAGCUCCAGUGUCUGAAGGACUUCCAUAAGGACACGCUGAAGCCUUCCCCGGGGAAGAGCCCGGGCACCCGGCCCGAGGACGAGGCAGAGGGGAAACCCGUCCAGAGGGAGAAGUGGAACUCCAAACUUGACUUUAUCCUGUCCGUCGCUGGCGGCUUCGUGGGUUUGGGGAACGUCUGGCGUUUCCCGUACCUCUGCUAUAAGAAUGGCGGAGGUGCAUUUCUCAUCCCGUACACUAUCUUCCUCUUUGGCGGCGGUCUCCCUGUGUUCUUCCUGGAGGUGGCCCUGGGACAAUACACCUCCGAGGGUGGAAUCACCUGCUGGGAAAAACUUUGCCCCAUCUUUACUGGUAUCGGCUACGCUUCUAUUGUGAUCGUGUCCCUCCUGAACAUCUACUACAUAGUGAUCCUGGCCUGGGGUUUGUACUACCUGUUCCAGUGCUUCCAGCCGGAGCUGCCCUGGGCCAAGUGUAAGAACUCCUGGAACACAGACCGCUGUGUGGAGGACACCGUACGUAAGAACAAGACCCUGAUGCUGGCCGCUAACAUCACCAACUUCACCUCGCCCGUCACCGAGUUCUGGGAACGUAAUGUCCUCAGCAUCUCCAGUGGCAUAGAUGAGAUUGGGGAGGUCAAGUGGGACCUGGCCCUCUGUCUGCUGGGGGUCUGGGUCAUCUGCUUCUUCUGCAUCUGGAAGGGAGUCAAAUCCACCGGAAAGGUUGUUUACGUCACCGCUACCUUCCCCUUCGUCAUGCUAAUCAUUCUGUUGAUUCGCGGCGUCACUUUGCCAGGAGCAUCUGAAGGAAUCAAGUUCUACCUGUACCCAGACCUGCAACGUCUCAAAGACCCCGAGGUUUGGAUUGAUGCUGGCACUCAGAUCUUCUUCUCCUAUGCCAUCUGUCUGGGAGCUAUGACGUCACUGGGGAGCUACAACAAGUACAAAUACAACUGCUAUAGGGACUGUUUGCUGCUGGGAGGCCUCAACAGCGGUACCAGUUUUGUGUCUGGCUUCGCAAUAUUUUCCGUCCUGGGCUUCAUGGCACAAGAGCAAGGGGUGGACAUUGCCGAUGUGGCAGAGUCAGGUCCUGGCUUGGCCUUCAUUGCCUAUCCUAAAGCUGUGUCUAUGAUGCCGCUGCCAACCUUCUGGGCUAUCCUCUUCUUCAUCAUGCUUCUGCUACUGGGUCUCGACAGUCAGUUUGUGGAAGUGGAAGGACAGAUCACUUCCUUGGUGGAUCUGUAUCCCUCCUUCCUAAGGAAGGGUUACCGUCGGGAAAUUUUUAUAGCUAUUGUGUGCUCCAUAAGCUAUCUUCUGGGACUUACCAUGGUUACUAGGGGUGGCAUGUAUGUGUUUCAACUCUUCGACUACUAUGCAGCCAGCGGUGUGUGCCUUUUGUGGGUUGCAUUCUUUGAAUGUAUUGCUGUAGCCUGGGUUUAUGGCGUUGAUAAUUUCUAUGAUGCGAUUGAAGAUAUGAUUGGCUACAGACCAAAUCCCUGGAUGAAAUGGAGCUGGUCUGUGAUCACGCCUCUUCUUUGUGUGGGUUGCUUCGUCUUCUCCUUGGUCAAAUAUAAACCUUUGACGUACAACAAGGUUUACGAGUACCCCGACUGGUCCAUCGGUGUGGGCUGGACUCUGGCCCUGGCUUCUAUGAUCUGUAUUCCUAUGGUGGUGGUCAUCAAGAUCAUCCAGUCUGAUGGACCACUCAUAGAGAGGAUCAAGGCCGUGGCGGCUCCGCUAGGAGGUGCUAGCUCCCGUCCUGCCGACCACCGUUCUAAGGGCAAGGCUUGCGAGCUGGCCUACCCGCUGGACCCCAACGGGAACAACGGCCUGAUCAAGCCCACCCACACUAUUGUAGAAACCAUGAUGUGAGCGCUCUCUGUGAGAGGAAAGAUUCUUUUUUUUUUUUCUUUUUUUUUUUAAAUACCUGCUUUCUAUGUUAUUAUACUAUAUUAUCGCUAAACUAGUUGUAGGACCACGUUUAUAUGUAUCUGCACUAGGACGGUUAUUUUUUUCGUUUUGUUUUCUACAGAGGAAGUUACAUUAUUGGGUUUCCUGUCUAUGUUUGAAAUGUUUUUUAUUAAACUAUUGUUAAGAAUAUUACUGUUAUUACGAUUGGAUGAAGUUAAAAGUAAAAAAAAAAAAAAAAAAGAGAUCUCCAAGUCACAUGGAGCAGCAGUAUCUCAUAAGAACAGAAUCAGACGUUCCUACUUCUUUUCCCCUGUAGAAUUAUAAGUGGUCUGUCUAUAUUUUGGCGUGGAUACUUAAAAAAAAAGGCUUUAUAAAACCCGGAAGAAUGAAAUGUGUGUCGUGUUUUGAGCUGUACCAUUUGACUAUGUGAUGUUGAUGUAUCUAGAUCAACCUAGUUGCUCUCAGCUUUAACUCAUGUUUAUAGUACGAUAAUAUCGUGGAGGUGGUGCCUCUUGUAUACAGUGAGAUUAGUCGAGUGUAUUUGUCGUUGAUGUUUGUUGUGAAAAUUACAGCUGAACCUGAACGUACCUCCACUACUAAGCUGAGUUCAGGGUCCAGAACAUCUCGUCUACAGUUGCGGGCCACUAAAACAAAACAAAAAUAAAACCCUGUAUCUGUCUGCUGUACCGGGUUUUGUGACAAACAAUUGCUAGAAGGCACUUGAGCAUCUUGACGCAAUUGUUUUGUCAGUAUAUAUAACACUGCAGUGCAACCUAACUUUUUAGUGCCAGCAACUGUACUUGGCUGUGGAGGUACAGACCUGUCCUCCCUGUACAGUGUACUGUGUACAUACAGUCAUCCCAACUCCAUUUUAGACUAGACUACGUCGUUGUGGACACUACUGCUACGUGCCAUCCAUCUAUCCCAGUGCAUACAGUAGCUACAUCACACGUGUUUAAAGUCUCUGAUUGAUUAUUUUCACUUAAUAAUGCAGUGAGUUUUCCUUUAUUCUUUGUGUUUUAGUCUCUUGUCGUAUUUCUGGCUAUAGAUAGAGGACAUGACAUAGUGGCAAGUCAAUAAGAAGCACAACAGCACACUAUAUAAUGCAUUUACCAUCUCUUAACAUCUGUCUCAACAUCACUAUAUUACGUUUUUUAAACAUCUUUUUAGUCUGUCUGUUCCAUGGAUUUAUAGGAGCCUAAAGGAUCUACCAUAAUGACAUGAUACAUUAAUGUAUACUCCCCAUACAGUAACUAUUGAAGUACAACUUAAUGUACACUCCCCAUACAGUAACUAUUGAAGUACAACUUAAUGUACACUCCCCAUACAGUAACUAUUGAAGUACAACUUAUUGUAUACUCCCCAUACAGUAACUAUUGAAGUACAACUUAAUGUAUACUCCCCAUACAGUAACUAUUGAAGUACAACUUAUUGUAUACUCCCCAUACAGUAACUAUUGAAGUACAACUUAAUGUACACUCCCCAUACAGUAACUAUUGAAGUACAACUUAUUGUACACUCCCCAUACAGUAACUAUUGAAGUACAACUUAAUGUAUACUCCCCAUACAGUAACUAUUGAAGUACAACUUAAUGUAUACUCCCCAUACAGUAACUAUUGCUCAUUAAGGAACCAUCCAAAUGCAAGCAAACAUCUUAUCAAUUAGGUCUUUCCGUUGAAUUGCUGUAGGCUAGGUCAGUGAAAUUCUGAUGUAAUUGAUGAAUAUAGUAAUUGAUUAAUGUACUAACUAAUAAUAUCCACUCCCUGCAGCCUUCUCACACUAAGCUUAGUUUUAAAUAGUAUAUUAUGACAGCUUUUCAAAGAGGCUGAAACAAUUCGAACUAAAGCCUUUUGGAUUCUUCUUAGAAUUGAAUGUUGAAAUGUGAAACCCCGUGUAGUGAAUGGAAACUUUGGUUGAUUCUAUUACAUUGAUUAUUUUUUAUUUUAUUUUGUUGUAUACAAUUAGAAAAACAUUUUUUAUUUUUUACUUUGUUUUUCUAUCACAUUUUUGCCUUUUUUUGUAUUCAAAAUGUAAAAUGUAAAAAAUGACCAUCCCGUCUCCAGUUGCUAAUACUUUCUGAGGAUGAAUCGUCAUUUAACAACUUGCUGUUAAUCAACAAAACUGCAAUUUGUAAUGUGCAAUACUUUGUAGAAAGAUAAGUAUGUUUUUCACUCUGUUUUUUUUAAAGAGGUUGUACUUUUUACUUUGGAAGGAGAAAAGAGAAAAUAACUUUCUAAAACAAUGCGAGAGACAAAAACGACAAUUUCAGGGGCCAAUGAAAACCACAAAACGUUAUGUCAUAAUAUCAACAAAGAAACAACGUUCAUUGCAGUAGUAUCAUUCUCUGUCAUAACACACACACACACAAUUUGAUUCAUCUUCAUCAAAAGAUAUACACAAAUAUUGUCGCAAUGAAAGGAAACCUGACAUUUUAUAACUAUUGACUCAAUGCUUGCUGGUAGUCUGAAUUGACCCGUGAAGUACAGCUGAUAUUCUAAAAUGAUGCGGACACCAAACUUAGGCCUACCUGUGAUUCAAAGGGGUUUUAAUGUGGAAGACAUUUCAGUUGAAUGCAUUCAGUUGUGCAACUGACUAGGUAUCCCCUUUUCCUUUUACCAUAGUGCUGUUAGUUUGUAUAGGAGAUUAUGACCCGCAGAAAUUAAACACCAGUAGUUAGCUAGCUAGAUUCCUGUAACAAAUCACUAGUAGUUAGCUAGCUAGAUUCCUGUAACAAAUCACUAGUAGUUAGCUAGCUAGAUUCCUGUAACAAAUCACUAGUAGUUAGCUAGCUAGAUUCCUGUAACAAAUCACUAGUAGUUAGCUAGCUAGAUUCCUGUAACAAAUCACUAGUAGUUAGCUAGCUAGAUUCCUGUAACAAAUCACUAGUAGUUAGCUAGCUAGAUUCCUGUAACAAAUCACUAGUAGUUAGCUAGCUAGAUUCCUGUAACAAAUCACUAGUAGUUAGCUAGCUAGAUUCCUGUAACAAAUCACUAGUAGUUAGCUAGCUAGAUUCCUGUAACAAAUCACUAGUUGUUAGCUAGCUAGAUUCCUGUAACAAAUCACUAGUAGUUAGCUAGCUAGAUUCCUGUAACAAAUCGCUAGUAGUUAGCUAGCUAGGUACCUUACAGGUGCUGUAUCAAAGAAGCUCACUGAAAACCAAAUGAAAAAGCAUUAUUAUGGUGAAGAUAAUGGCACCCAGUCCAUCGCUGGAGAUUGGAGAAGUCUAUCACAGAUAGAAAACAUAAUGUUAAACUUCUUUAACUCUCCUGCCUCAUAUACAUUACAUUACAUACCUUCAUAAGAAUGUACAAGGGGAAAUGUUUUUAAUCCAUAAAGAAGAAACCUUUUUAAAAUACAAUUUGAAAGAUUUUAUUUUUUAUUUCUAUGGCGCUAAAUAACCUGUAAAGCAAAAAAAAAUGUAUUUAAAACGAGGGUUUUACUGAAUAAAAAAUAUUUGGUAAAAAGCCUUUCCUUUUCUCAUGUACAGUGAGAGUGUCCCAUGGUGAGUCUAUAGGGCACAUAAUAAAGCAGUGAGCUUGCACUUUACUCAUUCAACAUCAUAAUUAUCCAUAUAAAUAAUCAGAAUAAUAGAUUGGAUUUAUAUUGAGCUUUUCCAGAUGCAUUACAAAGGAAAAGGGGGGGACGACUCACCUCAUCCACCACCAAUGUGUAGCAUGGCGGCCAUUUUUGGAAAAUCAAUCCCACCACAUACCCCCUAUCAUGGCGGAGAGGUGAGGAGGAGCUAUUGCUGGGUGUAUGGCCCCAGUGCUCCCUCCCAAACCCCCACACUAGGUGGCUAAAGCCACUAGACCACAGGCUUAUCCAGGGCAGUUUAGCCUCUUGUCCCCUAUCACCCCACAACAAUGCUGCUUCUAAGAGGAAUGACUUAAGAGGCUUGUGUAGUUAGUACUACACAUGAAACAUUGUGUCUUAGUGUCACACGUAGGUUGAGACAUACUCUUGUCAUAAAGAAUGUUGCUACAUCAUAUAGCUCUCCCACAUUUCCUAUAAAGAUGCACCAUUUGGGCAGGCCUAUAACGGAGAUGCUACAUGCUACUAUAACGGAGAUGCUACAUGCUACUAUAACGGAGAUGCUACAUGCUACUAUAACGGAGAUGCUACAUGCUACUAUAACGGAGAUGCUACAUGCUACUAUAACGGAGAUGCUACAUGCUACUAUAACGGAGAUGCUACAGGGAAUGGUCUUACAUUGAAGUCAUUUAGCAGAGGCUCUUAUCCAGAGCAACUGACAGUAGUGAGUGCAUACAUCUUCGUACUGAUCCCCCGUAGGAAUCGAGCCGACAAGCCUUGCGUUGCAAGCACCACACCAAAACAAAGUGUAUCUGUCACGUGCGCCGAAUACAACAGGUAGUUAGCAAGCUAGAUACCUGUAACAAAUCGCAAGUAGUUAGCUAGCUAGACCUUACAGUGAAAUCCUUACUUACAAGCCCUUAACCAACAGUGUAAUUCUUAAGUAAAAAAUAGGUAUUAUGUAAACAAUAGACAAGUAAAUAAAAUAAAAAACAGUACAAUGAAAGUGAAAUUAACAGCAGCGAGGUUAUAUACAGGUGGUGCCGGUACAGAGUCAAUGUGCGAGGGCACCGGUUAGUCGAGCUAAUUGAGGUAAUAUGUACAUGUAGGUAUAGUUAAAGUGACUAUGCAUAGAUGAUAAACAGAGAGUUGCAGCGUAAAAGAGGGGUUGGCGAGUGGGGGGUGGCGGGACUCAAUGCAAAUAAUUCAGGUAGUCAAUGUGCGGGGGCGCCGACUAGUCGGGCUAAUUGAGGUACUAUGUACUUGAAUGUGUUGAGCCACAUGACGAUCUCACCAUACAUAAUGACGACUGAAGACACGGCUAGUUAUUUGCCGAACAAUACACACGAUCGCAGUUACAAAAAUAAAUCUUCAUUUGGAUAAAUGUUACAGAUACAUAUUUACAUAACAUGUUACAAAUGUUACAUAAAUAUGUAUCUGUAGAAAGACAAAAUGUCAUUUCAGAAUGACGGAGAAGAUGAAAUGUAGAAAAAAAUGUACCGUUCUCAUUAAUUCAAUGCACCGAUCGUCCAUUAUUAUAAUUCAUAAACACAGCAGGUUUGCAAGGGACACAUGAAAUUGAACACGACAUUGAGUAGAGUAGAAAAUUGCAGAUAUAGAUAAUGUUUUUUUUUUUUUUUUUUUUAACUGUAUCUGUCUUGGAAUGAGUUUGACCUAUGGAGACAUAGACUGGUCCCAGAUCAGUUGAUGUUGUCUGGUCGACCCCUUGUGGUCCUGAUAGGAGUUAAUAAAACAGCACUAACAGAUCUGGGACCAGGCUAGAGAAUCCCAUGCUUCAUUCAGAUUAGCAAUGCAGCCUCCUACUGUAACUGUGAUCCUGCUGCCUAUGCUGUGGUGAACAUUCGAUGGACUUGGAUGUGUUCGUUAGAGCUUCUAACAGCUUUCUCUCCUAUUUAUUCCCCAAGUACCUUUUUACAGACCAAACUUGAUUGAUGUGACAAUAUAUGACCUCUACUGUACCACUCUUCUUCAUGCCAUUGCUUUGUGCUGUAAUUUACUGUUUUUUACAUUUCUAGUGAUGAUUUAAAAAGAAAAAGCAUAUUUUUAGUAAGUAUCCUUUGCUUUGAUAGGUGACGUUUGUAAUUUGACAACUUUGUGAGGAAAAAGUAAAAAAUAAACAUCUUUAAAAAAAUA